AUGAUACAUGCGGAUGGAAUUCAGAUGAUCACAACGAAACCUAAAAAAUUUUAUGUAGUUACAGGAACAAUAUUGGAAUUACCUCCUCCUCUACGUGAAUAUGCUCGGAACAAACUUCUACUCGUAAAUUAUCUGUCUGAAAAUGAGCCUACACCAUUAUUACUCUACGAUCGUCUAUACAUUGAUCCACAACCAUCUCAUUCACACCACAGUUAUCUGACAGCAGCAGCAGAAGCUGAUCGCAAUCAAAAUCAAAUGUCAGUUUUUGGUGUUCAUGGUAAAUCACCUUUAUUAUCAUUGUUUAUUGAUGUUCAAGAAAACUGUCCAUUUGAUUAUAUGCAUCUUUGUUGUAGCGCAAUCGAACCACUUCUUGAUGAAUACCGUAAAGAUAUUUCGGUCGUCUACGGAGAUGACAAACUUCAAUUGUACAGUCUACAUGCUCACAAAUAUCUUCCUCAACAAGUAUUGUCACAUGGAGCUUUAUUUGCCCAUGGAUGCUUCGGUGAUGAAAGUUUUCUUGGUACGUUGAAGAAAAGUAGAAAAGGUAAUAUCAGAAUUCCCCAUCAAAUAUUUAAGUCUUAUUUAUUACGUGAUUCUCAACAAGAUGAAGAACAUACAACAGCUACCACUGACAGUCUAUUCGUGGACGAAAAAAUUUAUGAUAAUUCGUAUUUGAAUCUUAAUGUUCAUCAAGAUUACUUCGCUGAAUUCAAAAAUCUACACCAAAUUCAAUUCAAUCAAAUAAUAAACACUGAUUUUUCAUUAUAUUGUCGUUUUCUGCGUGGCAUAGUUAAAUUUAAUUCGUUACUAUAUAGUCGAAUGGGUUCCCAAUUGACUAACAUCGUUUCCUUCAAAAGUACUCAAUGUCUGGUAAACAAAGCCAAAUGUUUUGCCAUAGUGAUUUGGUAUUUUGAACAGCAGUGUAUAAACUAUGCAUUUAUUAAACGAUUGACAUGCAUGGAUGAUGUUAUAAGAACAAAACGCACUGAUCAAGUUGGACAUAUAGCCCAUGCAUUUAUCGAUCGUUUUUAUAGUGUCGUGGAUAUGAACUCAUUUGAUUUUUCUAUUAUACGUGUAGGACAAAUUUUGCAUCAAUGUGUAGUUAUUCCAUUUUUUGAUUUAUAUUUGUUUUCUGAAGUACUUUUUGCAUAUACAUGUGGUGGACAGGUUUUUGAUGGAGAAUUAACAACUGUCGGUCCAAAAACUUUAUGUGAUAAAUUAAUGAAGAAGUUGAAUGGUCAUUCAACCGAUUAUUUAUAUUCGUCUUUACCAGAAGAAGAAGACGAUGAAGAUGAUGAAAACGAUUAUUUACUAGGUGGAAAAGGAACUCAAAGUACAAGUUCUUUUUAUCUUUUUAGUAUAUACACAACUGUGUUCAACUUCCUCUUCUUUCAAUUUUAGUAAGAAAAAGAAAGAAAAAA
This is a messenger RNA of Didymodactylos carnosus, 1421 nucleotides long. NCBI's taxonomy places the organism in Eukaryota, Metazoa, Rotifera, Eurotatoria, Philodinida, Philodinidae. The record is from the annotation of a GenBank genome assembly.